AUGGUCAAUUCACCCAUACCAAAAGAUCUCGCAACCGAAUGUAAAAAAGCAGCUAAAAUCUUGAACAGUUUUAUCGAUCCUAUUGAAGCAAAAGGUCCUGACAAAGUUAUUCCGCAAACUGUAUUGCAAAAUGCAAAAGGUUUUGCGAUCUUUACGGUCAUCAAAGCAGGCUUUUUGGUCUCAGGUAGAGCGGGUUCGGGUUUGGUCAUAUCAAAAUUAGAAGAUGGAUCAUGGAGCGCACCUUCUGCAAUAGGCACAGGAGGUAUGGGAUUUGGAGGUCAAAUAGGUGCCGAAAUGACAGAUUUCGUUAUAGUGUUGAAUAGUAAGGAUGCGGUAAAAACAUUUACGAAGGGUGGUAACGUCACAUUAGGAGGGAAUUUAUCCGUGGCAGCAGGUCCUAUCGGUCGUACGGCUGAAGGUGCUGGAUCUGUAUCACUUGGUCAUGCUGCUGCCAUAUUCUCUUAUAGUAAAUCAAAAGGUUUAUUUGCUGGUGUGUCAAUUGAAGGUAGUAUCGUUGUCGAAAGAAAAGAAGCUAACGAAAAAUUUUAUCAUCGUAAGGUUAAUGCAAAAGAAUUACUCUCUGGUCAAAUUUCUCCUCCACCGCAAGCUGAUGUGUUAUAUAGAGCUUUAAAUUUGGUGACAAAAG
This is a messenger RNA of Funneliformis caledonium, 646 nucleotides long. The record is from the annotation of a GenBank genome assembly. Lineage: Eukaryota; Fungi; Glomeromycota; Glomeromycetes; Glomerales; Glomeraceae.